This is a messenger RNA of Mauremys mutica (yellowpond turtle), 2979 nucleotides long. RefSeq names its product disintegrin and metalloproteinase domain-containing protein 9-like. The transcript has a single exon. The coding region runs from base 599 to 2821 and encodes 740 amino acids. Gene Ontology annotation, molecular function: metalloendopeptidase activity. The record is from RefSeq and is a predicted model, not a curated record. Lineage: Eukaryota; Metazoa; Chordata; Testudines; Geoemydidae. Gene Ontology annotation, biological process: male gonad development; proteolysis. Gene Ontology annotation, cellular component: plasma membrane; sperm head plasma membrane; external side of plasma membrane.
GAAACAGACACGAUCUGGGCCAUUCCAUUGCAGCAGAAGUUUCGGGAGUAACAUUUUAUAAGUGUUAUCCUGUUCCCAGUUUAGGAGCCUAAAUUUCCUUUCGCAGACAGACUUGUUAGUGUUUCUGUGCUGUAUAAUAUAGCAGGGUUGGGCUCUCUGGCUGGCCUGCUGCUUUGUUGGAUGUAGUAUUGCCCUGCCAGACAGAGAGAGAGCACCCCUGAAAAUACAAAAGACACAGAUGGGGAGGGUGCCCAUAAAAAUGUAUGUGAAAGGCGGCAGGCAGCUUUGAUACUCCAGGCGGCUCUAGCUGGUGAUAUGUAAGGAGAGUGUGGGGAAUAUAACUUGGUCAUUAAAAUGUUCAGAGUCAGAGAGGGGGGCAGUUGGUUGUGGGUAUGGGCAGCAGCUAGCAAUGGAGAGAGGGGCAUUACCUGUGUCUUUUUAAGAUGCUGGGCUGUACUGUGUGAAGGAGCUGCUCUGUGAUUGAAUUAAGGGCAGUACUGCUGCAUUAACACACCCCAAGAUUUCCCUUCUCUGCUCCAGUUUGGGCAUCAGCAACCAUAAAUCAGAUCCAGAGAGCAUUCAGUUUAAUCCAGCGUUAAUGCCGAGGAGUCUGAUGGCAAGGGACAGAGUACCGGGACAAGGGCUGCUCCUCAGACUGAGCGUCUCCAUGGUGCUGCUGGGGUCUCUCCUUCCCAGCACAGACUGUAGUCCUCAUCCACCUCCGCGGUUUGCUUCCUAUGAAGUGAUAGUUCCGAGGAAGCUAGCACCCAAGGAAGGCAAAGCCACCAAUGAUGAGGUGUCCUAUGUCAUCAAGGCAGAAGGAAAGAACCACAUUGUUCACCUAAAGCAGAAGAAAGGAUUCCUAGUAAAAAAUUUCCCAGUCUUCACUUACGAUGCUAGAGGUCAACUGAGAGUAGAUCUGCCCCAUAUUCCAGAUGAUUGUUACUAUCAUGGGUAUGUGGAAGAUACCCCAGAGUCUCACGUGGCCCUCAGCACCUGCUCUGGACUCAGAGGGUUUCUCCAGAUUGGGAGCUUAAACUAUGAUAUUGAACCUGUGGAGACUUCCUUUACAUUCCAGCACCGUCUUUAUCGAACAGAGGAGAUGGAACCCAAGGCUGUGACAUGUGGAUUAACCGCCAAAGAGAUCAAAUAUCAAGCUUCUGAGACGGAGAGGAGGCAGGUUCCCAAAGCGGAGGCAUUUCAUCCCUGGACACACACUAAGUAUAUGGAGCUUCUUAUAGUGGUGGACAAACUGCGGUUUGAAUAUUCAGGCAGAAAUAUAACUAAUGUUUCAAUGCAAGUUAUUGAUGUAGUCAGUAUGGUGGAUGAGCUUUUUUAUCCUCUUCGUCUUCGCGUACUACUAACUGGACUAGAGAUUUGGACAGAAAGCAACCCCAUCAAAAUUACACACAAUAUAAGUGAGGUUCUUUUCAAUUUUAACCUUUGGAGAAAACGUCACAUUUAUCCACGGGCGCCACAUGAUGUAGGACACCUGUUUGUGUAUAUGAAUUUUGGAGCAAACAUUGGAAAAGCGUACCUGAGAAGUGUCUGUGAUAAGAAACGUGCAUCGGGUGUCGAAGCAUUCAUGCAUGGCCCUUCAAGGGAGUUUGCUGUGCUUUUUGCUCAUGAGUUGGGACAUAAUAUUGGCAUGAAACAUGAUGGAAAAGAGUGCGUAUGUGCCAAUGACAGUACCUGCAUCAUGAAUGCACAUCAUACACAAGUCCAUCAAUUCAGUAACUGCAGUUCUAGAGACUAUUUUGACCUAACAGUGUCAGGGCAAGGACGCUGUCUGAAUAACAUCCCAGAAAUUGAAAAACUAUUUCAUGUGCAGCAUUGUGGCAACUUCAUAGUUGACCCAGGAGAACAGUGCGAUUGCGGCUCCAAAAAGCAAUGUAAAAAGGACCCUUGCUGUGAUCACACUUGCCAGUUGAAGCCAGGGGCUAUUUGUGCUUUCGGACAGUGCUGUCACAAAUGUCAGUUUCUUCCAGAAGGAAGAACAUGCAGAAAGAAGACAACUGAAUGUGACCUGCCUGAGUAUUGCAAUGGGACUUCUCCAUGGUGCCAAGAGAAUGUGUAUAUGCAAGACGGGACUUUAUGCAGUGACAACGGCUACUGUUUUCAUGGGUUUUGCUCUACUCACAAUUUACAAUGUCAACACCUCUUUGGCAAAGCAGCUAUGGCAGCUCCAGAAAGUUGCUUCAAAGAAGUGAACCUAAAAGGGGAUCGGUUUGGCAACUGUGGAGGGGACGGGGGAGAUGUAAAGUUUGAGCAAUGUAAAUUGGAAAACAUCUUGUGCGGAAGGGUGCAGUGUGUGAAUGUAAAAAGAAUACCUUGGGGAGAGGAUCAUACGACCCUAAUUCAAACUCCAGUGGAUAAUAUGUGGUGCUGGGGUACGGACUUUCACGUGGGGAUGGAGCUCUCUGAUACUGGUAUAGUAGAAGAUGGUGCAAAGUGUGGAACAAACAAGAUUUGUAUUAACCAUACAUGUGUCAAUGAGACAACAGUGCUGACAUCCAGCUGUACUGUAAAGAAGUGUGGCGGUAGAGGGGUUUGCAACAGUAACGGGAACUGCCAUUGUAAUGAUGGUUGGGCCCCUCCAAACUGUCAGUUCGCCGGCUUUGGAGGAAGCAUUGACAGUGGGCCCCCCCCACUUUCCAAAGUUGGACUCUUUAGUUUUGUCGGGACUAUUGUGGGCAUAACCCUUGCUGCCGCUGUAGUCACUGUAGCUAUCGCUCUCUUACUUAAAAAGCCUGUAGCAACAGUGAUUCAUAGAGCAUCUGAAAGCAUUGGGCAAAUACAUCCAUCUCUCAGGAGCAUGUGAAAACAAGGCGUUAGCUUCAAAAAGCCAGUGCAGAGUGGCAAGUCCAUGGUUUAGGGUUUCUCAGAACAGUUGUGGAAAUGCCUGGGGAACCCUGCCGGAGAAUCGAUGGAUCCAGAUGACUAGUUUCAGUAGGACUCAUGUAAAUGUACUUUAUUCAU